Molecule: messenger RNA, 1812 nt
Organism: Diabrotica balteata
Lineage: Eukaryota; Metazoa; Arthropoda; Insecta; Coleoptera; Chrysomelidae
Source: the annotation of a GenBank genome assembly
CACACACAUAAUAUUACAUUUUUACAUAUAUAUACAUUACAGACAGAGCAGUCACUCAGUUACACCACAGCGUGGUUGCGUGUUGUUAGAUUAAAAAUAACGAAUACUGUGUUGCUAAUCGAGCAAAAAAUACGAUGGAAUCUCCCGUAGUCACGGUGACCGAAGGUCAAGUUAGAGGAUGCCAAAGAGUGAAUUUGGAUGGAGAAUAUUUUUAUUCAUUUUUGGGAAUACCAUUUGCUAAACCGCCUCUUGGAGAUUUGAGAUUUAAGGCACCACAACCAAUAGAAGCAUGGAAUGGUGUUAAAGAUGCCACGAAAGAUGGACAGCCUAGCUACCAAUGGGAUGACAAAAACAAUAAAAGUAUUGGUUCUGAAGAUUGUCUACACCUAGGUAUCCACACAAAAAAACUUCCAUCUAACGAACAUUCCCUUAAACCAGUAAUGGUGUGGAUACACGGCGGAGGAUUCAUUUUCGGUUCAAACAGUUCGACUGAAUAUGGACCCGAAUACCUGAUGCUUGAAGACAUAGUAUUAGUAUCUGUUAAUUAUCGUCUCGGAUUCUUAGGAUGUCUGAAUUUUGAAGAUACUUCCUUGAAUGUGCCCGGUAACGCAUCACUUAAAGACCAACUGUUAGCUUUGAAAUGGAUUCAACAGAAUAUUCAUCAUUUUAAUGGUGACCCUAACAAUGUAACAAUUUUUGGGGAAAGCGCUGGGGGUGCUAGCAUACAUUAUCUUAUGCUUAGUCCGUCAUCCAAAGGUCUGUUUCACAGAGCUAUUCUGCAGAGCGGUUGUACGUUCUGUCCUUGGUCAAGAAUGACGAAACAAAACGUUGGACUGCAGUUUGGACAAAUUGUUGACCAAAACGUUAAAACGGAAAAAGAAGCGCUAGAAGUACUACGAAAGUUGCCUGCUGAUGAGUUAUUAGAGGCACAACAAAAGUUUAAUAUAAAAUAUGAAUUACACCUGAAAGUAGCCCCUACAAUUGAAAAGCCAAAUGAAACAGCCGUUUUAACAUCUUUACCCCAAGAUUUGAUAUCUAAGGGUCAGUAUAACAAGGUUCCAUUAAUGAUUGGUUAUACUAACAUGGAGGGCAUAUUACAUGAAAUAUAUCAACAAAAGGAAACGAAACAAGGAUUAAAACCAGACUAUUUCAAUCUCGACAAGUUUGUACACCCACAUAUGGCGAUAGGAAAAAAUGACCCUAAGAGGGAGCUGAUUAAAGAGAAGCUACGGAAGUUCUACUUUAAUGGCAAUACAGAUGAAACAGCAAAAUAUGUGAUGGCCACUGAUGGUACCUACACUGCUCCAGUGGUUGGAACUGCUAAGCUUCAUGCAAAAACCCAAACUGAACCUGUUUAUUUAUAUCUUAUGACUCUAGACGCCGGACUAAAUUUCCUUAAACGUGCCAACGGUUUCAGUAAUAUACCAGGUACAUGCCACGGUGAUGAUCUGGGAUAUUUGUUUCAAAUGCCGCUUGAGGCCCUAAAUAUGUACAGAGGAGAAAAAGAACUAAAAGCAAUUAGAAUAUUUGUUAAACUGUGGACCAAUUUUGCUAAAUACGGCAAUCCAACUCCUCAGGGAAACGAUAUGAAUAUAACCUGGAAUCCAGUUAAUCAAGAAGAAGUAAAUUACUUGGAUAUUGGAGAAGAAUUAACGAUGAGGAGCAAUCCUGAGCCGGAGAGGUUAAAAUUGUGGAAGGAAAUAUUUCAACUGAGCCCAUAUACGCAAUAUUACGUGCAAUAAAAUAUAUUUGUCUUAAAUUUAUAAAUAUUAAAAUAACUUUAAUAAAAGAUAUGCCUAUUGUUUUAUAACA